Molecule: messenger RNA, 581 nt
Organism: Xyrichtys novacula (pearly razorfish)
Lineage: Eukaryota; Metazoa; Chordata; Actinopteri; Labriformes; Labridae
Source: the annotation of a GenBank genome assembly
AUGCGAUUUACCUCAGGCGUCAGCCGAGGAUUCCGGGAGUGCAGCGAGGGAGGCGGCUGGCGUGGAUGCUCCCUCAUAAAGAAAGAAGCUCUGUCAGAGGAGUUGUGUUCGUUCCUUUAUGUCCUGUGAGAGUCCUGAGGAGAUUUCUGCUGAGUUGACAGAGCCAAAUGUAUCGUAGAGAGAAAACGUAUCCUGUCGGUUAAAAGCGAUUCUGAUAACGAUGAAGAUGAUUCGGAGUAACUUUGUGCUGGAUAUCCACCACUGAUGAUAACAGGGGGCUUCGAUCAGCACCUUCUCCUGCACCGUAUCAACACUGACCAUCAAAAAGCUGCAGAGAAAUAAACCUCUCACUUGUGAUUCCUUUUUAAAAUCCCCCUGAAGUGUCCCACAGACUGCGAUGGAGGAGAGCAAACGAGGAGACGGGUCAGGGUCGGGUCGCAGCUCUGGAGGAAGAGGAGGAGAAGAAGAGGAGGAGGAAGGGGCGUUGGGGAGCCGCCGCUGUGGAAAGGCACACCAGAGGAGAAGGGGCGGUGGAUAAGGAGGAGGAGGAUGAUGAUGAUGGUGGUGAUAAAACCAGCUGA